GAAAGAGAAAUGGAAGGGGCCACCAGGGUCUGCAGACAAGGCCGGGAAACGACUGGAUACCAAAUUACAAUCAGAGUCAGCCAGUGGGGGGAAAAACAAAAGAGAUCUAGAUGUUGAAGGCACUGAUGAACCUAUUUUUGGCAAGAAGCCGAGAAUAGAAGACUCAAUUAAUGAAGAUUUAAGCCUGGCGGACCUGAUGCCCAGAGUCAAGGUACAGUCAGUGGAAACAGUUGAAGGCUGCACACAUGAGGUCGCUCUUCCUGCAGAUGAGGAUUAUAUACCACUUAAACCUCGAGUUGGGAAGGCAGCAAAGGAAUACCCAUUCAUUCUUGAUGCUUUCCAAAGAGAAGCCAUUCAGUGUGUUGAUAAUAACCAGUCUGUGCUAGUAUCUGCUCAUACGUCAGCAGGGAAGACCGUGUGUGCCGAGUAUGCUAUUGCAUUGGCUUUAAGAGAAAAACAGCGUGUAAUAUUUACCAGCCCUAUUAAGGCUCUAAGUAAUCAGAAAUACCGUGAAAUGUAUGAAGAAUUUCAAGAUGUGGGGCUGAUGACGGGAGAUGUUACUAUUAAUCCCACAGCAUCUUGUCUCGUUAUGACUACAGAGAUUUUGAGAAGUAUGCUGUAUAGAGGCUCUGAAGUUAUGCGAGAAGUUGCUUGGGUCAUAUUUGAUGAAAUUCAUUACAUGAGAGAUUCAGAGCGUGGUGUAGUAUGGGAAGAAACUAUUAUUUUGCUUCCAGAUAAUGUUCACUAUGUCUUUCUUUCGGCUACUAUUCCAAAUGCUCGACAGUUUGCUGAAUGGAUUUGUCACCUACAUAAACAGGAUAAAGAAGGCAGUUUACUGGGAAUCUACUUCCUAAAUCAAGCAGCUUAUAAAUUGAGUAGACUGGCUAGAACAUUCAUGUCUGAGUUCCAGCUCCAAUCCAGUGUAGCUGAGCCUCUACGAGUUGGGCUUUGGAAUCUCAUCUUGUAAAAGUUGCCAAGUGAGUCCUGAUGCUCUCCCACGUUUGGCAAUAAUGUGCAUUUACUCUGACAGUGAGCUCCAGCACCCAGUGCAGAAGUUUUUCUAAGGAAGACCAAAAAAGCCUACCCAUCUCUUUAGCGUUUGAUUUGCUAGCUCUUAUGAAAAUACAUUCACAUUUAGUAUUCUUUGUUUCUCCUUUGCAUUUCUAGUGUAACUUGGAUGUCAGUGUAAGACUGUGCGUGCCACAAAUGCUUGUUUGUGAGUGCUGAAAGGAUAUUGGUUUUGUGUUUCUGCCCUUGCUUUAUAGUUACCCUCAUGAACUGACUUUAUGUAGGUGAUGUCAGUGUCACUCUCCUUCUCUGUGGCUUCAGUGAAUCUCCUCAUGGAGCUAGAGUUCUGCUGUUGAGUUUUGUUUUGUUUUCAUACAUCAGGGAUGCCUUCUAUCACCACAGUAGCCUCUGUAGCUAGAGGCAGUGUCUGUGACUGCAGUACUCUAGGAUGAGUUCAUGGGUAAUUGAAGUUCAGACCAUAUACUUGGCCUUGAUUAUGGAACUGGUAAAUUAAAAAUCAGAUUGUGGUAUGAAUUAGUAGAUCUAUUUCUUUCCCCCAUUUUUCACUUACCUGGCUUUUAAGCUUGUUUGAAAGUGUUAAAUUCUUGUCAAAUAUUUAAGCCAAUUUUAUUUUCUCAAAUUUUAUUUUUGUUGAGUAGAUCAAAUAUACAGUUUACCUUGAAAUACAACUUUUUUAAAUUCUUUCCCUUUACAGCCCUGUCAUGUUAUUUACACUGAUUAUCGACCCACUCCACUGCAACACUACAUAUUUCCAGCAGGGGGAGAUGGCCUUCACCUGGUGGUUGAUGAAAAUGGUGACUUCAGAGAAGAUAAUUUUAACACUGCAAUGCAAGUGCUGCGGGAUGCAGGUGAUUUGGCCAAAGGAGACCAGAAGGGACGGAAAGGAGGAACAAAAGGUCCAUCAAAUGUGUUCAAGAUUGUGAAGAUGAUUAUGGAGAGAAAUUUCCAGCCUGUGAUCAUCUUCAGUUUCAGUAAGAAGGACUGUGAAGCAUAUGCUCUUCAGAUGACGAAGCUAGACUUCAACACAGAUGAAGAAAAGAAGAUGGUUGAAGAAGUUUUCAAUAAUGCAAUUGACUGCUUGUCUGAUGAAGAUAAAAAGCUCCCUCAGGUUGAACAUGUGCUUCCACUUUUGAAGCGGGGGAUUGGUAUUCACCAUGGUGGCUUACUUCCUAUUUUGAAAGAAACUAUAGAAAUUCUCUUUUCUGAAGGAUUGAUAAAGGCUUUAUUUGCCACAGAGACUUUUGCUAUGGGAAUUAACAUGCCAGCUAGAACUGUUUUAUUUACAAAUGCCCGUAAAUAUGACGGAAAGGACUUCAGAUGGAUUUCCUCUGGCGAGUACAUCCAGAUGUCUGGUCGCGCAGGAAGGAGAGGCAUGGACGACAGAGGGAUUGUGAUUCUUAUGGUAGACGAGAAGAUGAGCCCAACUAUUGGAAAGCAGCUGCUUAAGGGGUCAGCUGAUCCUCUGAACAGUGCUUUCCAUCUGACCUAUAACAUGGUUUUGAACUUACUAAGAGUAGAAGAAAUUAACCCCGAGUACAUGCUUGAAAAAUCCUUCUACCAGUUUCAGCAUUAUAGAGCAAUUCCAGGGGUCGUAGAAAAGGUAAAGAACUCAGAAGAGCAGUAUAAUAAAAUAGUCAUUCCCAAUGAAGAAAAUGUGGUCAUCUAUUACAAGAUUAGACAGCAACUUGCCAAGCUGGGAAAAGAGAUUGAAGAAUAUAUUCAUAAACCAAAGUACUGCUUACCCUUUCUACAGCCAGGCCGUUUGGUAAAGGUGAAAAAUGAAGGCGAUGAUUUCGGCUGGGGAGUAGUAGUGAACUUCUCAAAAAAGUCAAAUGUCAAGCCCAAUUCUGGCGAACUGGAUCCCUUGUAUGUGGUGGAAGUCCUCCUGCGCUGUAGCAAGGAAAGCCUGAAGAACUCAGCCACCGAGGCAGCAAAGCCAGCGAAGCCAGACGAGAAAGGGGAGAUGCAGGUUGUUCCAGUUUUGGUGCAUCUCCUGUCUGCCAUCAGCACUGUCAGGCUCUAUAUUCCAAAAGACCUUCGACCUGUGGACAACAGACAGAGUGUCUUAAAAUCCAUACAGGAAGUUCAAAGGCGCUUUCCCGACGGCGUUCCUCUGUUAGAUCCGAUCGAUGAUAUGGGCAUCCAAGAUCAAGGACUGAAGAAAGUCAUCCAGAAAGUAGAGGCCUUUGAGCAUCGCAUGUACUCACACCCACUCCACAAUGAUCCUAACUUGGAAACUGUUUAUACACUGUGUGAAAGAAAGGCCCAGAUUGCACUAGAUAUCAAGUCUGCAAAGAGAGAACUGAAGAAGGCAAGAACUGUUCUGCAAAUGGACGAGCUCAAAUGCCGCAAGCGCGUGCUGAGACGGCUGGGCUUUGCGACAUCGUCGGAUGUCAUAGAGAUGAAAGGACGGGUGGCUUGUGAAAUAAGCAGUGCGGACGAGCUCCUUCUAACGGAGAUGAUGUUCAAUGGGCUUUUCAAUGACCUUUCUUCAGAGCAGGCAACCGCACUGUUAAGCUGUUUUGUGUUUCAAGAGAAUUCUAGUGAGAUGCCCAAACUAACAGAGCAGUUAGCUGGACCACUCCGACAAAUGCAGGAAUGUGCUAAAAGGAUUGCAAAAGUUUCAGCAGAGGCAAAGCUGGAGAUUGAUGAAGAAACUUACCUAAGCUCAUUCAAGCCUCACCUGAUGGAUGUGGUGUAUACCUGGGCAACUGGGGCCACAUUUGCCCAUAUCUGCAAAAUGACAGAUGUUUUCGAAGGCAGUAUAAUUCGUUGUAUGAGGCGUCUGGAAGAACUGCUUCGACAGAUGUGUCAAGCAGCAAAAGCCAUUGGAAACACAGAGCUGGAGAACAAAUUUGCUGAAGGAAUUACCAAAAUCAAGAGGGAUAUUGUAUUUGCUGCCAGCCUCUACUUAUAGAGUUCAGCGUUAUCCACCACCUGUCUGAUUGCAACUGACUACAAACGCUUCCCAGUGUUCAGUGGUUCACAAGCUUUUUAUUAUAUUUAAGUCAACAUCAUUCUGAGAAGGCAUGUAACAUACACAUUUGUACAUAGCGUCUUUCAAUAAAAAUGUACAGGUGGGACAGUG
Mus musculus (house mouse) is the source of this 4117-nucleotide messenger RNA. It is a transcript of the gene Mtrex, whose product is annotated as Mtr4 exosome RNA helicase. Bases 1856 to 3946 code for a protein of 696 amino acids. Gene Ontology annotation, cellular component: nuclear exosome (RNase complex); catalytic step 2 spliceosome; nuclear speck. The record is from RefSeq and is a predicted model, not a curated record. Lineage: Eukaryota; Metazoa; Chordata; Mammalia; Rodentia; Muridae. Gene Ontology annotation, molecular function: ATP binding; nucleic acid binding; RNA helicase activity. Gene Ontology annotation, biological process: RNA catabolic process; rRNA processing; maturation of 5.8S rRNA. The transcript is spliced from 27 exons.